Corythoichthys intestinalis (scribbled pipefish) is the source of this 10102-nucleotide messenger RNA. RefSeq names its product ubiquitin specific peptidase 53b (gene usp53b). Gene Ontology annotation, biological process: protein deubiquitination; response to auditory stimulus; sensory perception of sound. Bases 388 to 3468 code for a protein of 1026 amino acids. The transcript is spliced from 17 exons. Gene Ontology annotation, molecular function: cysteine-type deubiquitinase activity. Gene Ontology annotation, cellular component: cell-cell junction. The record is from RefSeq and is a predicted model, not a curated record. Lineage: Eukaryota; Metazoa; Chordata; Actinopteri; Syngnathiformes; Syngnathidae.
ACACUGGCCACAAACCAUCACUGGCCUCGUUUAUCACUCACACACAGAGGGGGGGGAAGAAAAGGGAUGGGAGGGGGUCAUUUUGAGCGAAAUUAAAGUGUCCCGGGCACCAAGCAGAGGGUUGAGGCUGCAGCCCUGCGUGUCGGAGGGAUUGCCAAUGGUGCACUAUGACAGAUAGCGCCGCACGUAUCUGCAGUAGGCGCCCCUCAUACUCCUAGCCCCGUGUUGGAUUCGCAGGAUUUGGCGCAAAAAAGAAAAAUAAACCAUUGGAUUUUUGCACCGGUAUCCAUUUUUGGAGUCCUGCAUUACCGCUUUGUUUGAAAGCCCAGUUGCCUUUCAAUGCAUAGAGGCGUGUAUAUGAAGAUGCCCUGUGGCUGAAGCGUGGUGAUGAGAUGGAUGGAGCCAAAGACCAACCAGCUCCCACAUCCCAUCAUGUCCAACGGCAGCAAGUCCCCCCCACAGUCGGGAGAAGCUGCAAGCUCUAACUCCAUGGCAUGGGUGAAGAUGUUUAAGAAGCCCGGAGGAGGAGGAGGCCUGAAGAAGUCCUACCAGCCUGGCAGCAUGUUGUCUCUGGCGCUCACCAAAGGUCUCUUGAACGAGCCCGGGCAGAACAGCUGCUUCUUGAACAGUGCUGUUCAGGUGCUUUGGCAGCUGGACAUUUUCAGGAGAAGUCUCAGGCACCUUUCAGGCCACUUUUGUCUAGGCGAUUCCUGCAUUUUCUGUGCAUUGAAGAACAUAUUCAGCCAGUUCCAACAGAGCCGGGAGCGCGUGCUGCCCUCAGAUAGCCUGCGUAACGCGCUUGCUGAAACUUUCAAAGAUGAGCAACGCUUCCAGCUCGGACUUAUGGACGACGCUGCCGAGUGCUUUGAGAAUAUCCUGGAACGCAUUCAUCUGCACAUUGUCUCAGACACGGCCAACGAUUCUUGCUGCUCAAAAUCCUGCAUCACUCAUCAGAAAUUUGCCAUGAUGCUUUACGAGCAGUUUGUGUGUCGCUGCUGUGGCGCGUCAUCAGACCCCCACCCUUUCACAGAGUUGGUACACUAUGUCUCAACCACUGCUCUAUGCCAACAGGUGGACCGUACAAUGGCGAGGACUGAGCGUCUCAGGUCGGACAUGUUUGGAGAAUUGCUGCAGGCGGCAAACAACACAGGCGACCUGCGCAACUGCCCUCGAGACUGCGGCCAAAGCAUCAAGAUCCGUCGAGUGCUGAUGAACUGUCCUGAGAUUGUGACCAUCGGAUUUGUUUGGGAUGCAGAGCAAUCUGAUCUGACGGAUGAUGUCAUCCGGUCACUUGGCCCCCGCUUGAAUUUAUGUGGACUUUUCAACCGUGUCACUGAUGAAAAUGCCAAACAGAGCGAGCUCCACCUGGUGGGAAUGAUUUGUUUCUCCAGCAAACACUAUUCGGCCUUUGCUUAUCACACCAAAUCUUCCAAAUGGAUGUUUUUUGAUGACGCCACUGUAAAGGAGAUUGGCUCCAAAUGGAAAGACGUGACUACCAAAUGUGUCAGGGGACAUUUUCAACCACUUCUUCUGUUUUAUACUAAUCCUGAGGGGACGCCAGUGUCUAACGAGGAUGCGCCACGGCAGACCACUAUGUGUCCCCGAUAUAAAGGCCAAGUCAACGGCGAAGUGACAGUGAAACAUCCCCUCGGCAGUCCAAACAGAUUCCAGGAAGCUUUUAUGGAUAAUUUUCAGAGGGUCAGUGAAACCACAAAAAAGGACAGAGGGCAUACAAGAAUAGACGGCUCCCAACUCAAAGACAUGACCCACACAAGAUCCACAUCUCCUCCUGAGAACGGACCGAGGGAGCAAAAAUGUAAAAGUUAUCCCCGCAAUGAGAAGUCAGCGACUCAUUCGAGCAGAGCAUCUCAGGAAGCACGUGGGCAAUUCCGACCCACGCAAGCUAGCGGGUACAGUAGGAAGAACCAUCUAUCGCCCAGUCGUUCCGAUCAGGACGGCUCCCAGGAUCAAUGGGAAAACAGCGGGAACGGAGGAAGCCGAAACAAAUUCAAAUCCACCUGGAGACCAGUUCGUGAGGUGCUAAACGUGGACACUGUACUCAAUGAACUUGAGCAGCGUCGUCAGCAGCAACACGACAGCCCUCGACGAUCCAAGACCGAACGGGCGCAGGCCGAGCAAAGUCAUGAACGUGAGCACGCAAGAAGCAGGGAGGAUCGCAAGCAGAAAUGUUUGAUGACCAUUUACGAAGAUGAGCAGCGUCACGAGACGGAGAGCCACAGCUCGGUGGAAUCGGAUAGCAGGGCCACCCAGCAGAGGGGCUGCAGGCUGACGGGCGGUGCCAAAACGUUGCUAAGGAGUGACACCUGGACCAUCCAGAGGACUGAGUCGGGAUACGAGAGCAGUGACCGGCUCAGCAGCGGCUCCACAAAUCCUGACUCGCCAGGGGUCGACGGAUUUGCCAUCAAAGAGCAGAGGUCUUCAACGGAAACCCAGUUCCAAAACCAGCUGCACCCAAAACCAGGCGAUGCAAAAUCAAGUGUAGCGUCCUCACCGUCACACAAUGGUAAACAUCAGGCAAAACCUCAGGGAAAGAACCAUGACCAGGUUUCACAUUCACAUCUUAAAUGCAGUCCAGGUUCAAGGCGCAAAUGCAAGUACACGUCCAAUACUUGCAGAAAGACUUGCGAGCGGGAGUGCGUGGCUGCAGAUAACAGGCAGAGCGAGCAGCAGGAGCUGACAAGCGGUCGAGGCCACACGGGGGAGUGCGCGGCCUCCAGGCACGUCACCAAGACCAGCAGCUCAGAGUGGAACAGCUCAGAUGACCUCGCCCUCUCAGAGCCCGAGGACAGAGACGCUUACCGAUCCGGCGAUGCUGCCAUCCCCGGGCCGCAGUGUCCUCGCGUCCCCCUGGCGUACCGCCAACCGUCUGGCAACGCUGCAGCGGAAUCUCAGCGCCAGCUGGGCACGCCGGGCACGGGUUCGCCUCACCUCCGACCCGGCCAGCGGCUCACCCCUCAUCAAGGCGAAAGCAGUGAUAACCUGUUCCGCCCCAGGACACUUCAAGAGCCCUUCCAGGUCAGCCCGCGCCACCGGAAGCCCGACAUCUCCGGCCUGCGGACCUUCUCGGAUGCCAGUUCCAAGUCUGGUUCGGACCCGGAGAGGAGCACGCCAUCGUCGUGCGAGAGCGAUGACAAGCUGGGGGCGGAGUGCGGCGCGGAACAGGCUCUCACAACUCAGGAGGUUUCUCUCACCACGUAUUUCAACGUGGACAACUGCAUGACGGAAACGUACCGCCUCAAGUACCACAAUCAGAGGCCUCUGUUGCUGUCGGCCACUGUGCCCCGAGCCACGGGCCUACCUGAGCGCAGGGAACCCCUGCACACGCUCUCUUCAGACACACAAGAUGUGUCAAAAGCAAAACCUGAAACAAGCAAUACAAGCAAUAAGCCCACUGCGAAAUGGAACCCAGUGACAGCCAAAGGCCUGGAUGAACGAGGCUUUUUAUGAGUCUACCUUUCUUUUUGUUUGUUUUGUUUACAUGCAUCAACUGUGCGGUCAAAUGAGAUUGAAAAUGGAUGCCAAAGAGAUAACAGAGGUGGAAGUGCACUAUGUGGACAAAAGUGUCAGGACACUGUGCUUUAACACUUGCUCUUGAGUGAAAAUGUGCUGCUAUUAUGAUGAGAUGUAGGAAUAUGACUGUUUGAAUGUUGACCCUGAUUACAUCUUCAUUUGGAUGUGUCGCGUAUAUUGCUCUGUUGCUAUGCUAAUGUAGCAUCCGAGACAGUUACAACAACACUUGCUUCUCUGUAACAUCACUGUUGUGCUUCACUCUCUUAGCAUGAUUUAUAGAUUCACUCUCAACAGUUGGAUUAAACAAGAUGAGCGCUAACAGCCAGUCCUCCCAGUUAAAAAGAAUUGGGCAUCUAACACUGUCAAUGGCAGGCCAUAGACUUCACUAUCAGUUGACGGGACACGGGGCUCGGGGCCGAUCUGUAAGGGGCCUAUUUUCUAAAACUAUUUUCAAAAAUUCUAAUGUUUUCAAAAGCAAGGCUGCUAGUGACCUAAAACCAAAACAAGCACCUCCCUUAGGCAUAUAUGAGUCUCCCAGAGCAGCGACAUAAAAAAAUUCAAAGAUGUUCCCUAAUAAAAUCCUGAUUAUUUUUUAUACAAGUAUAACAAAACUUAAAAUGUCUAUAAAAUUCUCAAAUUUUACGGCAGAUGCACAAAAAUCCCCAAAUACAGAGAUAAUCACCUAUAUUUUCAGGAUCAAUAGCAAUAUUUAACAUAUCAUAUAAGAUUUUGCCCAAAAUAGCAUAAUUUUUUUUUUUUUUUUUAGUUUUCAACAGCUAAUAAAUCAAUUUUCACAUCAGACACUUAAUACUUGAGGAAAGCAUGCAGAAUCAUCUUAAUACUACUCAACAAAAGCAAAAUUUGCAUUUAAUAUUUUAGGUUAAAUUCCGAUUUUACUAUUGCCCCAGCACAUCUUGCCGGCUAUCAUGCCCUCGUCGUUUUUAGAUUGAAAUGUUACAUAAAAUAAAACACGUAAAAGGCGAGUUUUUUUUGUAUGGACGCAGAAAUGUCUAAAUUACUAGUUUUUUGCCAAAAGACGGGCAGCUGGCGGAAAAUUACCUGAUCAUUUAACUGUAAAGUUACGCUACUGUGUAUGUAUACAACAUGGUGGCUAUCACAAAACAAAGAGCUUUUUAAGUUGAAAAUUCGAGCUUUUUAAGUUGAAAAUUCUUGUAAAUAAAUGCGUACAUCUCGUAAUUUCUAUAGAUAUGAACAUAGAACAAUAGAUUCUUGGUUAAAAGGGAAAAAAAUGGGCAGUUAUCAUUCAUUUUAUAUAAAUAUUUCAAGCUAAAGUUGCGCAAUUUUUUUCUAUGCAUUUUUGUCCACAAUGUUUCAAAGUUGGGAUAUUUGAUACAAUUACCUUGAAUCUUCGACAAAUCACUCUUGAGACUCUUGACUCUUGCCUUCUUGUAUGCAGUAAAACCUUUGUCCUGUUUCCACCUAAAUCCGCAGCGUGUGUUUGAGUUUAUCAACGGGAAGGUGUAGUGCAAUGUUUGUGGGAGCUGUCUUGUCAACUGAUGGUGAAGUUUAUGGGUAGGCAAUGAAUUAAAUACUAUAAAAAAAAAAAGGAAUAUAAUAAUAGUAAUUUAGUUUUGUUUAUUGGCCAUAGCAUAAUUGUUUUUAUUCAUUUUAAAUGCAUAAUUUCUGUUUUUAUUAUUAUUUGUAUUGUAAAUGUAGUAUUUUUUUCAUUCAUUAAAACAUGUAAUAUUUAUUUGAAUAUACAGUAUGUAAAUUAAUUAUUAAAAAUUAUAAACAAUCAUAAAAGCAGUCCCUGGCCCUAUGAAGAGUUUAAGCAUGCCUUGAAAGUGAGGCACUAAGAUGAUGUGAUAUAAUUGUUGUUUAAUGUGCUGUUUUGGUGUUCUCAUUGCGUGUGGGGUGUUGAAAUUGUUACUUCACUUAUUUUCAACAAUUGCUAACCCACUUAAAAUGAAUUAAGAUUCAGGGCAAUAGCAACAACACCUGAGUGGUCAGUUAAUAAUUCAUUCGUGUGUCCCCAAAUUUUGUCCAUAUAGUGUGACACUUUCACAUUGAGUGGAAUUUAUUUAUGCAAGCUUGUCACUUGUAAGUGAGGCCUCGUUUAAAUAUGAAAGAUGUUCUUUGUUUUAUGCAUUAACACUUUUUUCGCACACGCCCUUGUCUUCCACUAUUCCUAUUACACCAACACAAGGACAGUUUUGCACUGAUUCUUUUAAACAUAUUCCUUUUUUUUUUUAUUUUUAUUUUUUAGUAACAUUACAUUACGUUUGUUUUGCAUAGCAGAAAUGUUGCAGUGCGAUGGCACACUGCUUCGCUCCAAUUAGAUGUGGACUUCCGACUUGUUAUACAAUUGUCUUGACACAGCUGUGUGAGGUCAUAUGUUCCCACUGAAGAGGCUUACAUCAUCAUUUCUGAAGGCAGUUGGUUUACCUUGCGAGUGAAUACUACACUAUGCUGUCUUCCUGCAGGUUUAAUGUUAUUCAAAAACUGUUACACAUAGGUUUUUAUGGUCUUGUUUUUAUACUCUAUCAAAUCGGAGUGUGAUUAAAUUGUUCAUUUUGCCACAAAAAAAUGUGACUGGACGUAUAGUCAGUUUUUGUAGAGUGCCUCUAUUAACUCUUUGGUUGGCUCUUUUAUCCUUCAGUUGGGAACUUAAAAUGAGUGUAGACGGCCAAUCCACUUGAAGUAGGAGGUUGGGAGUGAGUGAACGUUCAUUCAUUCGCUGCCAUCCCUCCCACUUCCAAUAUAUCGGACGUCUAGCGCCACAGAUGAGUUAACGGGGUGGAAAAUAUUGCAAAUAUGACCCUUGUUUUUUUUGGGGGGGGGGAGGGUACUUAAAACAGGCAAGACAUUGGCUUUAACUACACGAGCUUUGAUAUCGAACGUUUCAGGAAAAUGCCUACUAGAACAUCUGAACUUUGGGGUUUAUCAGAAGCACUUUAAAUUGUAUCAAUUGUGUAUGACUCGCAUUCCACAUUACUUUUAUGUGAUUGGAUAAGGGUGUGCACACUUGUGCAAUAAAAUCUGUUUAAUUUUAUACCCUGUAUAUAUUUUUAAUUGAACCGUAUGGGUUAUACAGUUUGUGACUAUUAUGGCGGAAAUAUCUUGCAAAUAUUUACUUCACAAAAGCACAACAUUUCAACAGUGGUGUGUAGAUUUUUGUAUUCUCUGUACACAUACAGUGGUAUGAAAAAGUAUCUGAACCUUUUGGAAUUUCUCAUAUUUCUUCAUAAAAUCACCAUCAAAUGUGAUCUGAUCUUUGUCAAAAUCACACAGAUGAAAAAAGUGUCUGUUUUAAUCAAAACCACCCAAACAUUUAUUGGUUUUCAUAUUUUAAUGAGGAUAGUAUGCAAACAAUGACAGAAGAGGGAAAAAUAAGUAAGUGGACCAUUACAUUUAAUAUUUUGUGGCCCCCCUUUUGGCAGCAGUAACUUCAACCACACACUUCCUUAAGCUGCAGAUCAGUCUGGCACAUCGGUAAGGACUAAUAUUGGCCCAUUCUUCGCUACAAAACUGCUGUAGUUCAGUCGGAUUCCUGGGAUGUCUUUAGAUGAUGCCACGGCAUCUCAAUGGGGUUGAAAUCUGGACUUUGACUUGGCCACUCCAGAACGUGUUUAUUGUUCUUCUGAAAUCCUUCUUGAAGUUAAUUUACUUCUGUGUUUUGCAUCAUUGUCUUGUUGCAGCAUCCAUCCUCUUUUUAGCUUCAACUGUUUAGCAGACGGCCUUAGGUAUUCCUGCAAAACGUCCUGAUAAACAUUUAAAUUAGUUCUUCCAUUGAUGAUUGCAAGUUGUCCAGGCCUUGAGUCUGCAAAACAGCCCAAAAUCAUGAUGCUCCCUCCACCGUGCUUCACGGUGGGGAUGAGGUGUUGAUGUUGGUGAGCUGUUCCAUUUUUCCUCCACACAUGACGUUGUGUGUUACUCCCCAUCAAUUCAAAUUUGGUUUCAUCAGUCCACAAAAUAUUUUGCCAAAACUUCUGUGGAGUGUCCUCGUGCCUUUUUGCGAACAUUAAACGAGCAACAUUGUUUUUUUUUUUAGACAGCAGUGGCUUCCUCAGUGGAGUCCUCUUAUGAACAUCAUUAUUGGCCAUGGUUUUACAUAUGAUUAAUGUGUGUACAGAGAUAUUGGACUGUGCCAGUGAUUUCUGUAAGUCUUUAGCAGACACUCUGGGGUUCUUUUUUUUUUUUUAACCUCUAUGAGUAUUCUGCGCUGAACUCUUGGUGUCAUCUUUGUUGGACAGCCACUCCUUGUGAGAGAAGCAACAGUGCCAAACUCUCUCUAUUUGUAGACAACUUCUCUGACUGUCGAUUGAUGAGCAUCCAGACUUUUAGAGAUGGUUUUGUAUCCUUUCCCAGCUUUAUACAAAUCAACAAUCCUUGAACGCAGGUCUUCAGACAGAUCUUUUUGACUGAGCCAUGAUGCACAUCAGACAGUGCUUCUCAUCAAGACAUUUCUUACCAGGUGUGUGUUUUAUAGUGGGCAGGGCAGCUUAAAACCACUCAUCAGUGAUUGGGCACACAACUGACUUAAAAUGUUUGAUAAAAAUUGGUUUCAAUUGCUCUGUAAGUCUCCUUAGGCAGAGGGUUCACAUACUUAUUUUUCCCCCUUCUGUCACUGUUUGCAUGCUAUCCUCAUUAAAAUAUGAAAACAUAUAAAUGUUUGGGUGGGUUUAGUUAAAGCAGACACUGUAUUUUCAUCUGUGGGAUUUUGACAAGGAUCAGAUCAUGGUUUCAUGGUGAUUUUUUGCAGAAAUUUGACAAAUUCCGAAAUGUUCAGAUACAUUUUCAUACCACUGUAAAUUGGUUAAGCGCAAACAAAUCGAAAUCGAUCCAAACAUUGAUCAAAAACACUUUCAGUUAUGCUAUUUUGGAUAUAAAUCAAAUGUCUGAAAUGUUUCAUUAACAAAAUAUUGGCAAAUAUUAUGUUGUUUUCCCCACAAACUUGGUGAUUUACACCCCUAGUAUUUGUACUCUAUGUUCACAUUCAGCCUAACUGAUUGGAUAGAUGACCCUUAUUUUGAUUGUAAUUUAAGACAUUUUGAAGCUGAGAAUGUCAGUGACCUGAUCUAAAGCCAAUAGAGGAUGCUUUUUUUUCCCAUAGUGAAGUCAUACCUGUAAGUAAAGAAGGUAGGCUUACACUAUAUAAACAAUAAUACUGUAGCAUUUAGCUUUAAAUACAUUUGAAUGCCUUGAAAUGGAGGUAAGGCAUGACAUCCUUUUGUGAAUCAUCUUAAAUGUCAACCUUCUAACCACAUGUUGAUUAUUUUUAUUUCAAAUCAUGUAUGAUGUGAUAUAAAGGCAACAUCGUAAAAUCUGGCCAAAUAGUUCUGGAGGUCACAUUGCGACAUUAACUCUUACACCUUAGUCCACAACUGGCGCCACUUAUCGCGUCUUUUUAUGAUCUGCCAGGAUUAAUGAGUGACAGAGGAUCGUAGAAAUGUGUCGAUGAAGACUUUUUGUGUGUGUUAAAGCAGUUUAAUGGCCUCCACGUGGGUGUAUGUACAAAUAAGUUGCAUGCCAACCUACCACAAAUGAUGUAACCUUUUUGCGUUGUACCCUUCAUUGUUCUCUCGUCCCUCACAUAUUCUAUUGUACUAUUUAUGUUACGGUGUGAAGAUGUUUGCUAAAUGAUAUCAAUGAAAUUCAUAUGCCAAUCUGAUGUCAUGCUGGGAUUCCGGUCCCAAAAAUGUCCUCAAAAGUCCCCAAAUGUGCAUGUGGCCUUUACCAAGUCUUACUAGCUUGCUUGUUACAGCAAAAGCAUGAGCAUGAAAAUAAUCCAAAACAACAUUAACUAUCCAAUAUUUAUUCAAACAUACUAAUCCGAUUGCUGUUUGUAAUUUCAAAUGUUUUUUUUAAGACUUGAAUGUUCUUAUUCUCUUAUUUAUACGAAUGAAUCUGUUGUAAAUAUGACCGUAUGAAGCAAAUAAUGGACUUCCAAAUUGUCCAAAGUUAUGCUAUGCAUUAGGUUGAUAAGGUUAUUUUGACAUUUGUUGUGUUUUUUUUUUUACAUGUUAAUCCUCCCCAACCAUAUGUAAAAAUUAUACACUCAGUGGACUUCUCAUUGGGUACACUUGUACACAUUGUUUUUAUUAAUAUUGGGGUUAGUAAUUAAAAAAAAAAAAAAAAAAGUAAUUAUGUUCUUAGCUAUAGUUUUGUUUUACGCCUUUCAGUCUCAAGGUCACAGUGAAAAAAAACAAACUAAUAUUCACAUUAAAAUAUUUAAAAUAUUUUGGGCGUAAAAUCACUUUUUUUUUUCUUACACCGCACUUAAUGAUAACUCAUGGCCAAAUUGUGGAGAGUAAAAGAAACCCAAUGAAAUGCAAGAAUGCAAAUGCAAAAAUAAUCCUUUAUGAAUAGGAUUAUUCUCGAUUUUGGGUCCCACUUACUGAAUUCUUUAUUUUAAAAUAUAUGUAUUUUUGUGGGUUUUUUGCAGGGUUGGUUAACAAUGGUCCAUCAUACUUGACGUUGUGCAAAUAUGACAAAAGAUGAUGUUUGUAAACAUCAAAUGUAAUGUGGAAAAAUUUUUUAAAUUUUAAUUCAAAUCCAAUACUAAAGAUAUGUAUAAUACAAAAUCAUAACAUCAGUAUUAAUUAUACAG